Messenger RNA from Dreissena polymorpha, 1727 nucleotides. Its product is annotated as sorting nexin-6-like. The coding region runs from base 25 to 1158 and encodes 377 amino acids. Gene Ontology annotation, molecular function: phosphatidylinositol binding. The record is from RefSeq and is a predicted model, not a curated record. The transcript is spliced from 12 exons. NCBI's taxonomy places the organism in Eukaryota, Metazoa, Mollusca, Bivalvia, Myida, Dreissenidae.
UUCAUACUGUGGAUCUCUCCCUCGAUGGCAUUCUGCAAGUGGACAUUUGAUGCACUCAGUGAGCGUGACAAAAUGAAAUUUACUGUUCAUACUAAGACCUCACUGCCCAGCUACAAGCAGCCCGAGAUGAAUGUGGUCCGUCAGCACGAGGAGUUUGUGUGGCUUCAUGACAGGUUUGAGGAGAAGCCAGAGUAUGCAGGCAUCAUUAUCCCUCCGCCUCCACCACGACCAGACUUUGAUGCGUCCAGAGAGAAGUUACAGAAGCUGGGGGAGGGGGAAGGCAGCAUGACCAAGGAGGAGUUCACCAAGAUGAAGCAGGAACUCGAGGCAGAGUACCUGGCCACAUUCAAGAAGACAGUUGCCAUGCAUGAGGUGUUCCUUCAGAGGAUUGCUGCCCAUCCGUCACUAAGAGGAGACGUGAACUUUGAGGUGUUCCUCUCCUUCGACCAAGAUUUAAAUGUGCGAAACAAGAACAAGAAAGAGAAGAUUGGUGGAUUCUUCAAGAGCAUCACAAAGUCAGCAGAUGAGGUCUUGCUCUCAAGUCAAAAGGAUGUUGAUGAUUUCUUCGAGGCAGAGAAGACCUUCCUGGUGACGUACCACACCAAGAUCAAGGACUGCACACAGAAAGCAGACAAGAUGACCAAGGCUCACAAAAAUGUUGCAGACAACUACAUCCAGAUAUCCUCGGGCUUUGUGCAACUAGCCACCAUAGAGAACACAGAUCUAAACAAAAUAUUCACUAAAGUUGCAGAAUCCUUGGAAAAAGCGAGGAAACUUGAGGGCCGUGUAGCGACGGAUGAAGACCUGAAGCUCAGUGAUACGGUUCGUUACUACAUGCGUGACUCAGAAGCAGGCAAAGACCUGCUCUACAGACGUACCAGGGCGCUGGCAGACUAUGAGAAUGCGAACAAAAACCUAGAGAAAGCCAGAACCAAAAACAAGGAAGUGGCUUCUGCAGAAGCUGCUCAACAGAGUUGCUGUGAAAAAUUUGAGAAAAUGUCAGAAACUGCUAAGAAAGAAUUAAUGGAAUUCAAGCAGAGAAGGAUAGCAUACUUCAAGAAGAACUUUGUUGAUUUAGUUGAACUAGAGAUCAAACAUGCCAAGGCUCAGUACCAGCUGUACAGCAGCUGUAUAGCAGCACUGAGAGAGGAUGACUAGACCUGCAUAGCCAGCCUGCCCAGCUGACAGUGCUACACUAGCCUGGGUCUCAAACACAGCAGCCUGGGUCUCAAACACAGCAGCCUGGCGCCUUACCGGCUCUUGGUGCAGUGUCUAAAGGAACUUGGGAACUUUAGUUUGUUAAUGGACAUAUGAACUUGCAUAUGCAACAAUUUGUCCAUUGUUGUUUAAUGACGACUGAGGUUGUAGGUUUGUAAGUGACUUGUGGGACCAGGCUCAAUGUUAAGUGUGUUUGUGUUUUAUUUGUUUACAUUUUAGUAUGAGAGCAGUUUAUUGGAAAGACAUUGAAGUUAUGUGCAAUACUUAAGAAAUUAACUGUCGUUUCAUAAAUGGGCACUUGCUUUAAAUCACUUAGAAAAAGAUGUACUUGUAAACACUUGUGGUGCAGCGAGAGUUAAACAUUCACGUGGGAUAUCGAAACAUUCCACUGAGUCCUUUUUUGAGAUUGAUGAAUAUGUUUGCCUAACAGGACAAAAUGAUUAUUUAUUUAUAAAUGUCAUGAUGUACAGCUUUGUAUAGAUAUAAUUAAACUAUUGAAUGUGUUAUAA